Cyclopterus lumpus (lumpfish) is the source of this 4510-nucleotide messenger RNA. RefSeq names its product nucleolar and coiled-body phosphoprotein 1 (gene nolc1). Lineage: Eukaryota; Metazoa; Chordata; Actinopteri; Perciformes; Cyclopteridae. Bases 36 to 3611 code for a protein of 1191 amino acids. Gene Ontology annotation, cellular component: nucleolus; nucleoplasm. The transcript is spliced from 12 exons. Gene Ontology annotation, molecular function: protein binding. The record is from RefSeq and is a predicted model, not a curated record.
CGCUCACUUCCUUUACUUCCAGGAGCGUGGUGAAGAUGGCGGAGCAAAAGUCGAAGCCGAGUGAUCUUUACAAAUGCGUAUAUUCGUUUCUGCUGGAGAACAAGUUUACGAAGGCGGCUCAACAGUUUAUGAAACAGACGAAAGUGACUCAACAAGAUCAAAAUGACGAGAGCCUCGUCAACAUCUACAACUUCUGGGUGAAAUCGCCUGAAGCCAAGAAACGAAAGUCUCCUCCUAACAAGGGUAAAGCUAACAAUGGCCCGUCAGCGAAGAAAGCAAAAACCAGCGCAGAGAGCUCCAGCAGCGAAGAGUCAAGCAGCGAGGAUGAAAAGGCCAUCGCCAAACCAACCAAGGCAACCCCUGCAGUAGCCACGGCUGUGCCUGCUAAAGCAGCAGCUAAAGCUGCGUCGAGCAGCAGUGAAGACUCCAGUGACUCAGAAGAGGAGACGGCUCCUGCAAAGACGCCUGCAAAGGCUCCUGUGAAGUCGCCUGCAGCAGUAAGGAAGAAAGACAGCAGCUCUAGCAGUGAAGAAUCUGAUUCUGAGGACGAGCCGCCUGCCAAAGCCCCAACACCAAAACCCAAGGCUGGUGUUGUCACAGCACCCAAACCAACUGUUCCUGCUAAAGUUGCACCUCAGAAAAAGCAGACGAGCAGCAGUGAAGAUAGUUCCUCAGAUUCUGAAGAUGACAAACCAGCCACGGCUCCAGCCAAACCUCCCCCGGUAAAGACUGCUGCUGCACCGAGCAGUGAAGACUCUUCAUCUGAAGACGAGGCUCCGCCCAGCAAAAAAACUAAACCAGGAGCAUACAGUGCUGUCCCACCUCCUGCUUCGGCCCAGAAGGCACCAGCCAAAGUCACCCAAGCUGUCCCAUUAAAACUUGCCGUUGCUAAAGUCCCCCCUGCUAAAGAAGACUCCUCAGAGGAGGAUUCCAGUUCAGAGGAGGAGACGGCAAAAAAGCCUGCAACUAAACCUGCACUGACCAAGACUACCCCAGCAAAGAAAGACGAGUCCUCAAGCUCAGAAAGCAGUUCUGAAGAUGAGGCUCCAGCAAAACCUGCCGUUAAAUCUGCAGCCACACCAAAACCUGCUGCUCCCAAACCCCUAACAAAGGCAGCUGAGAGCAGCUCGGAUUCAGAGGACUCUGAGGAUGAACCGGUGAAAGCCAAGCCAGCAGCUAAACCUGCAGCAAAGCCUGCUACACCUGCAGCAAAGCCUGCAGAGAGCAGCUCAGACUCUGACUCUUCUGAAGAAGAACCAGCAGUCAAGGCUAAGCCUGCAGCUAAGCCUGCUACGUCCAAGUCUCCAGCUAAGCCUGCUACGCCCAAGUCUACAGCUAAGCCUGCUACGCCCAAGUCUGCAGCUAAGCCUGCUACUCCUGCAGAAAGCAGCUCAGACUCUGAUUCCUCUUCUGAAGAUGAAGCAGCAGUCAAGUCUAAACAUGGUAAGCCUGCAUUAAAGCCGGCUACUCCUGCAGCUAAACCUGCCACGCCUGCAUCAAAGCCUGCUGCUGCAGCAGAGAGCAGCUCAGACUCUGAUUCAUCUGAAGAUGAAGCAGCAGUCAAGGCUAAACCUGCAGUCAAGGCUAAACCUACAGUCAAGGCUAAAGCUGCAGCAGCUAAACUGGCUACACCUGCAUCAAAGCCUGCUGCAGCAGAGAGCAGCUCAGACUCUGAUUCAUCUGAAGAUGAAGCAGCAGUCAAGGCUAAACCUACAGUCAAGGCUAAACCUGCAGUCAAGGCUAAAGCUGCAGCAGCUAAACCGGCUACACCUGCAUCAAAGCCCGCUGCAGCAGAGAGCAGCUCAGACUCUGAUUCAUCUGAAGAUGAAGCAGCAGUCAAGGCUAAACCUACAGUCAAGGCUAAACCUACAGUCAAGGCUAAAGCUGCAGUCAAGGCUAAACCAGCAGAGAGCAGCUCAGACUCUGACUCUUCUGAAGAUGAAGAACCAGCAGUCAAGGCAAAGCCUGCUACUCCUACAGCAAAGCCUGCUGCAGCAGAGAGCAGCUCAGAUUCUGACUCGUCUGAAGAUGAAGAACCAGCAGUCAAGGCUAAACCGGCUACUCCUAAGCCUGCAGCAAAGCCUGCGACCCCUGCAGCAAAGCCUGCAGAUAGCAGCUCAGACUCUGAUUCUUCUUCUGAUGAUGAUGAAGCAGCAGUCAAGGCAAAACCUGCUACACCUGCAGCUAAACCUGCUGCUCCUGCAGCUAAACCUGCUGCUGCUCCUGCAGCAGAGAGCAGUUCAGACUCCUCAUCUGACGAUGAAGCAGCAGUCAAGGCUAAGCCUGUAGCAGCUAAGCCUGCUACGCCUAAGUCUGCAGCUAAGCCUACUACUCCUGCAGAGAGCAGCUCAGACUCAGACUCAUCUGACGAUGAAGCAGCAGUCAAGGCUAAACCUGUAGUAGCUAAACCUGCUACGCCUAAGUCUGCAGCAAAGCCUGCUACUCCUGCAGCAAAGCCUGCUGUUGAAGCAGAGAGCAGCUCAGACUCAUCUGACGAUGAAGCAGCAGUCAAGGCUAAGCCUGUAGCAGCUAAACCUGCUACGCCUGCAACAAAGCCUGCUACGCCUAAGUCUUCAGCUAAGCCUACUACUCCCGCAGCAGCAGAAAGCAGCUCCGACUCUGAUUCCUCUACUGAAGAUGAAGCCGCAGUCAAGUCUAAACCUGCUACUCUCGCAUCAAAGCCUGCUGCUGCAACAGAGAGCAGCUCAGACUCUGAGGACGAGGAAGUAUCGGUGAAAGUCAAGCCAGCAGCAGCUAAAUCUGCUACCCCAGUCAAAAAGCCUGCUGCCAAGCCUGGGGCAGACAGCAGUUCUGACUCUGACAGCUCAGACUCUGAAAAUGAGGCAGCCAAACCUGCAGUCAAGAAACAAGUAGUAGUGGCCCCUGCUGGCACGCCCAAAGCCACAAAGGCAGCUGCAGCUCCAACAAAGAAGGCUGCGGAUAGCAGCUCAGACAGCUCUGAUUCAGAGAUGGAGACCAAGGCCACCCCUGCUAAGCCUGCAGUCGCCAAUGGAAAGACGGUAACACCCAAGGCAGCGACUCCAAAGAAUCCAGCAGAGUCCUCAUCCAGUGACAGCAGCUCUGACGAAGAAGUGGCUAAAACUACUGUAAAACCCGCUACACAUGCUGCAGCACCUAAGACGACCCCUGCAUCUAAACCGCAGGAGAGCAGCAGCUCCUCAGAUGAGGAGGAAGCACCAAAAAAGGCAGCCACAGCACCCACCACCCCCACAACAAAUAGUACCAAUGGAAAGAGGAAAAGAGAUAAAGAAUCAACAGAAAGUGAAGAGGAAGAGACGGAAGUCAAGACACCGAAAACCAAGAAAACGACCACCACACCACAAACGUUUCCUAAAGCCAACAAGAAGACCGCCAAUUUACCAUUCCGUAGAAUAAGAGAAGAAGAAGUAGCAGUGGAUCCCCGGCUGCAAGACAACUCUUUUGAUGCAAAGUUUGGAGCCAGCGGGGACUGGGGCCAGAAAGCUAACGAUGUGCUCAGGUUCACAAAAGGCAAGUCAUUCCGCCAUGAAAAGACAAAGAAGAAGAGGGGAAGCUACUGCGGCGGCGCCAUCUCCACAACAAUCAACUCUAUUAAGUUUGACAGUGAUUAAGGACAGUCUCAAUCUGGUCCCUCCCACCUGAACGUUACUGUACCUGUGAUCAAGACUAUCCCUUGUCUGCGUCCUCCCCCUGUAAACGGUCCUCCAUCAUCACUAUCCAGCAGCAGCACACUGACAGGGAUGUGAGUCGCUGAGCAGGCACAUCAAUUUCGUUCGCUGCGCGUAGUUCAUCAUGGAUGCUGUUGGUUUAUUUCUCUGACCUGAAGCAACAGUUAGUGAAACUUUGGCUGCAAGAGAAGUGUCCCCAACUGUGAUUUCAAACUACUGCUAAAGGUUGACAUGCAUGUGACGUUACCACUUAUAGCCACUAGGUGGCUGCAGGCCACCUGUUCAUUGAAAGAACUCCCAUAUAUGUUGGGCCCUUUUUUCGUUUUGUGCUUCCUAUAACUUUGUUAAAUUGUACUCUUUUUUUUCUCCCUCAUUUGUCUGUAUGAAUGACAGCCAUGCAUCCCAUCGGGUUCUUUAUAAUAGUGUGUUAGGAAAAGGCUGGUAUUGAUUUUUAAUGGAUAACAGGAGUUCUACAAGUUUGUUUGGUUUGUCAACUUUUAUUUGGCCACAUUGAGUGGAGAGGGCUGUGGGCAGUUUUUUCCCCUCUUUACAUUACACACACAUUUGGAGUAGAACUGAAUUUUAUACUGUGUAUUUAUUAAGUUGUAUUCCAUUUAAUGUACCUCAGGUGGUCUUGUCCAUCCUUUUUUCAAGCCAUUUUACUUGGAAAUGUUCAUUUCUGUCAAACCCUCCCUAAUCUGUUCAUCAGUCGUAUCAAAUGUAGUAUUCACCAACGUAACAGCCAUGUAUGUUUCAAUUAUUUGAUUUUCCUGUAUGAACGUUUUGUUCAUGAACCUUUUAUUCUUGUAGCUGUAAUUAAAACCUGAACGUUUACUCUUUAA